This is a messenger RNA of Saprolegnia parasitica CBS 223.65, 567 nucleotides long. RefSeq lists its product as hypothetical. The transcript is spliced from 3 exons. The record is from RefSeq and is a predicted model, not a curated record. Lineage: Eukaryota; Oomycota; Saprolegniomycetes; Saprolegniales; Saprolegniaceae. Gene Ontology annotation, molecular function: protein binding. Bases 1 to 567 code for a protein of 188 amino acids.
AUGCUGCCCAGCGGCCUCCAGCGGCUCAACCUGAGCCACAACGGCAUCUCGUCCAUCCCAAGUACUAGCGAUCUCUCGCGCAACAAUGAGCUUCACGAGCGUCCGCAACGUGUCGACAUCUCUGCGCUCCAUGGCAUGGAGAACCCGCUCCAGAAGCUCUGCCCCAUGUUCGACAAGCCCUCGACGUCCUGUCUGUGCGUCGCAUGGCACAUCCGUCGUCUUCUCAUGCGGCGUCCUCUCUUGUACGAGGUGUUUUGGGAAGAGCCCACCGUCGGCGACGCGCUCCCAGUCUUACACCGGCUGCUAAACUUUACCAAAAACGUCGGGCGCCCGCCCACGCCGCCGAUCGACCGACGACUGGCUCGACGCCGAAUGGAUGGCGAUGCCAAUCUUACGCCGAAUCGUCGCUGCUGCAUGUCGCUCAUCUCGGUCACACUCGUGGGCCUCGUCUGGGGAGUGCGCCGCUCGAGCAAGGAGACGAUGUGGCUGCACCCCGAGACCAACAACGACGACAACUCGGCCUUUUACGAGCACGUGCCCCACGAUCUGUGCCUCGACCCGCGUUAA